GUGGAUUUGGCAGUGAUUUGGUGGUGGAUUUGGCAGUGUAAUGGGUCCACCAAUACCCAUAAUCAAAGCAGUAAGCGUUAACCAGAGUUUACUGGCCCCUCUCAACCUGGAAAUUGAUCCCAACAUUCAGCAAGUACGAACCCAGGAAAAGGAGCAGAUCAAGACCCUCAACAAUCGUUUUGCCUCCAUCAUUGAUAAGGUCCGCUUCCUGGAGCAGCAGAACAAGAUGCUGGAGACCAAAUGGAACCUCCUGCAAGAGCAAAGUGGUAGUGGUCCAGGUGGUGCAAGAUCCAGUAUUGAACCCCUGUUUGAUGCCUACAUUGCCAAUCUGCGUCGGCAGCUGGACGGCUUGAACAAUGAGAAAUAUAGGCUUGAUGGAGAUUUGAAAAACAUGCAAGGCUUGGUGGAAGACUUCAAGAACAAGUGAGUUCACGAAAAAAGAGCAAUUUAAAUA
Molecule: messenger RNA, 454 nt
Organism: Polypterus senegalus (gray bichir)
Lineage: Eukaryota; Metazoa; Chordata; Cladistia; Polypteriformes; Polypteridae
Product: keratin, type II cytoskeletal 8-like
Exons: 2
Coding region: 41-427 (128 amino acids)
Biological process (GO): intermediate filament organization; keratinization
Cellular component (GO): keratin filament
Molecular function (GO): structural constituent of skin epidermis
Source: RefSeq, a predicted model, not a curated record